GAUUCAAGUGAAAACACCACAAAAAUAUAAAGGUUAAAACAAAGAUUAAAUUUUAUUCGAAUGAAAAAGAUGCAUCAAAACAUUUAUUGUUGUCCUACAUAAGAAUAUCUACCUACUAACGUAUAACUGCACUACAACUACCGCACAAGUAAAUUAAAUAAAUGUAAAAUUACAUAAGUUGUGUAUUUACGUGCUACGUAUAUUGUACGCGUGAUCUGUUAAACAAAUUAGUUUUUUUUUUCGGUUAGCUUAAUUUUGUUCAGCUUACGAUUAGUUGAUAUCACAACAUUAUUUAAGCAAGACAAUAUAUAAAUCGAGUUUCUAUAAUGCGGCAAAAAAGGGUGGUAGUUUUAAUUAUCGCGGUGUUGUUUUUGUGUUUCACACAAGUUUCUUGUAAAGUUUACACUAAAUGCGGAUUAGCUCUAGAAUUGAGCCGAAGAAGCUUUCCUAGAAGUUUUAUUGGAAAUUGGGUCUGCAUGAUAGAAAGUGAAAGCAGUAAGGACACAUCAAAGGUAACGACAAAAGCGAAUGGAAGUAAAAAUUUGGGCAUAUUUCAGAUCAACAGCAAGGAGUGGUGUCGCUACAAUCAAAAAGGUGGAAAAUGUAAUAUGAAAUGUGAAGAUCUGAUAAACGAAAAUCUUGAAGACGAUUCAUCUUGUGCAAAGAAAGUGUUUAAUGAAUAUGGUUUUCAAAAUUGGGAUGGAUGGAAAAGAAGCUGCAAAGGAAGAACUCUUCCACUACCAAACUGUAAAGAAAUAAAAUUUUAAUCAAUAACAACAUUUUUUUCACGUGCCCAAUACCUAUACCAAUACUUAAUCAUUAAUAAGUAAAAUAAAAGAAUCCCUUUCUCAAAUUUAAUUUAUGUCGAAGUACCUAAUCGUCCUUGGAUUUUAAAACGGAAUUGGAGCUUCAAAAGCUAAAGCACUUUACAUAAAAUAUUUGAAUUUAGUUCUUCGAACUCUUUUGAUGAAGGAUGAGUGCCAGUCUCCUUAAAUUACACAAUAUUGAUAAGUAAAGAUAUUUUAUGGCCUUUCUUCAAAGCUCUUUGAAGAUUAAUAAAAGGAUUUAAAAUUACAGUGUA
Messenger RNA from Agrilus planipennis (emerald ash borer), 1081 nucleotides. Its product is annotated as lysozyme-like. NCBI's taxonomy places the organism in Eukaryota, Metazoa, Arthropoda, Insecta, Coleoptera, Buprestidae. Bases 327 to 767 code for a protein of 146 amino acids. The record is from RefSeq and is a predicted model, not a curated record. The transcript is spliced from 4 exons.